Molecule: messenger RNA, 3061 nt
Organism: Trichechus manatus latirostris (Florida manatee)
Lineage: Eukaryota; Metazoa; Chordata; Mammalia; Sirenia; Trichechidae
Gene: CARD14
Product: caspase recruitment domain family member 14
Exons: 21
Coding region: 45-3035 (996 amino acids)
Biological process (GO): regulation of apoptotic process
Cellular component (GO): cytoplasm
Molecular function (GO): CARD domain binding
Source: RefSeq, a predicted model, not a curated record
GAAAACACUAUGGAGCCAUUCUGCACGGUCCCACAGCGCUGGCCAUGACAGAGCUGUGCCGCACGGAGUCGGCGCUGACCGCGCUGGAUGAGGAGCAGCUGUGGGAGAUGCUGGACAGUCAUCGGUGCAGGAUCCUGUGCAGCGUGUGCCCCAGCCGCCUCACCCCCUACCUGCGCCAGGCCAGGGUGCUGGGCCAGCUGGACGAGGAGGAGGUGCUGCACUGCCCCCGGCUCACUAACACCGCCAUGCGGGCCGGGCACUUGCUGGACUUGCUGAAGACGCGUGGGAAGAACGGGGCCAUUGCCUUCUUGGAAAGCCUCAAGUUCCACAACCCUGACGUCUACACGCUGGUCACCGGGCUGCAGCCCGCCGUGGACUUCAGCAACUUCAGUGGGCUCAUCGAGACGUCCAAGCUGACCGAGUGCCUAGCCGGGGCCAUCGGCAGCCUGCAGGAGGAGCUGAGCCAGGAGCAGCGGCAGAAGGCAGCGCUGCAGGAGCAGUGCCGGCGGCUGCAGGAGAGCCUGGGGCUGGCUGAGGCCCGCACGGAGAGCCUGCAGGCGCUGGAGGCUGACCACGACCGCAUGAAGCACGAGGUCAGCGCCCACUUCCACGAGGUGCUGAAGCUGAAGGACGAGCUGCUCAGCCUCUCCCUGCGCUACAGCAACGCCCUGCAGGAGAAGGAGCUGGCCACCACACGCUGCCGCGGCCUGCAGGAGGAGCUGUAUCUGAUGAAGCAGGAGCUGCACCGAGCCCAGGUGGCCUCCUCCUGCGAGCGGGAAUUUCGAGAGCAGUCCCUGACGAUAGCCAGCAGCCUGGAGUCAGAAGACGAGGAGCUGACCCGCCUGAAGGAGGAGAACGAGAAGCUCAGGUCCCUGACAUUCAGUACGGUGGAGAAGGAUAUUCUGGAGCAGAGCCUGGAUGAGGCCCGGGAGAGCAAGCAGGAGCUGGUGGAUCGAAUCCACUCGCUGAGGGCUCGGGCUGCGGCUGCCGAGAGACAGCGCAAGCAGUUCUGGGAGGAGAAGGAGAAGACGCUGCUUCAGUUCCAGAAAACCCGGGUGGACUGCGAGAUCUACAAGGAGAAGGUGAACGCCCUGCAGGGCCAGGUGGUCGAGCUGCAGAAGGAGCGAGACCAGGCAUACGCAGCGAGAGACGGGGCGCACGCGGAGAUCUCCCAGCAGCUGACUGAGAAGGACUCGCUCCGCAGAAAACUGUUUGCGCUGACGGAGGAAGUCUGCGAGCUGCGCAAACAGCUCCGCAAGCUGCAGACCGACUCGCAGAGCGGGGCCAAGCUGGAGGCUGUGCCCCGGGAGCCCUGUGCGCGGGGCAAGCAGCGGCUGGUCCGGAUGUAUGCCAUCCACCAGUGGGAGGACAGUGACCACGGACCCCUCAGCUCCACGGAGUCUCAGCUCUCAUCCGACCUGAGCGCCAUGUCCAGCUUCCGCUCCAGCAGCCCUGUGCCACCCAGCCAACGGUCCCUGUACAAGCGGGCCACAGAAGACCUCCGUGAGGACCCCUGGUCUUUAAGCUUCCCAGACAUCCUGGAGGCCGAGCUGGGAGCCUCGCCAGGGGACAAGGAGGAAGACGUGGACCUGGACUAUGAGAUCGUGGACAAGGCAGGCCUUCCUGAGGCAGAAGACGGCUCCAAGCCCUUCUCUGGCGGCCUCUACGUCUCAGACAGCAGCGUGCCCAUGCGGCGGCGGCCAGCCCGAAGGAUCCUGAGCCAGAUCACAGUGCUGGCCUUCCAGGGGGACGCGCUGCUGGAGCAGAUCAGCGUCAUCGGAGGGAACCGAACCGGCAUCUUCAUCCACCAGGUCACGCCCAGCUCGGCGGCCGAUGAGAUGGCGCUGCGCCCAGGCACCCAGAUUGUGAUGGUUGAUUAUGUCACGGUGGAGCCCCCAUUCAAGGCUGUGCUGGAAGACACGACCCUGGAGCAGGCUGUCGGACUCCUCAGGCGGGUGGACGGCUUCUGCCGCCUGUCUGUGAAGGUCAACAUGGAGGGGUACAAGAAGCUGGUCCAAGACCUGGAGGCCAAGGUGGCCACUUCGGGGGACUCGUUCUACAUCCGGGUCAACCUGGCCAUGGAGGGCCGGGAGGAGGGGGAGCUGCAGGUGCACUGCAACGAGGUCUUGCACAUCACCGACACCCUGUUCCAGGGCCACGGCCGCUGGCACGCCCACCGCGUCAGCCCCUACACCAUAAAGGACACCACCCAUGGUGCCAUCCCCAACUACUCACGGGCCCAGCAGCUGCUUAUCGCCACCAUCCAGGACAUGACACGGCACAGCACAGCUGCCCGCAAGCAGUCAUCUGGGGGUCCCCAGAAGCUGGUCCGAAUUGUCAGCAUGGACAAAGCCAAGGCCAGCCCUCUGUGCUCGUCCUUUGAUGGGGGCCAGUCAGACCCUGGCAAGUUGGAAGACUCAUCCAAUGUGUCUUUCUGGGCUGAGAGCUGCUUCACCCUGGUGCCCUACACCCUGGUGCGCCCCCACAGGCCCACCCAGCCCCGGCCCGUGAUGGUCGUGCCCAGGGUGGUCGGGAAGAUCCUGAUCGAGAAGCUGUGCCUCCUCAGAGGGUUUGAGAAAUGCCCAGCAGAAUACUUGAGCCAGGAAGAGUACAACACCCGGAGCCAGAGAGGGGACAUCAUCCAGGAGCCAGAGGGGUCCGGCAGCUGCUGCUGGGUGACCCGUCAGGCUGUGGAGUCUCUGAUGGAGAAGGGCACGCACGGCCUCCUGGACUUGGGGCUGGCCAGUGUCCGCGCCCUGCACAGCAGGGAGAUUUUCCCCAUCAUCCUCCACAUCUCCACCAACGAGAAGACAGCCAAGAGGCUCAGGAAGGCCCUGCAGCGGCUCGGCACAUCAGAGGAGCAGCUGCUGGAGGCGGCCAGGCAGGAGGAGGGGGACCUGGACAAGGCACCCUGUCUGUACAGCAGCCUGGCCCCCGACGGCUGGAGCGACCUGGACACCUUGCUCAGCGGUGCCCGAGUGGCCAUUGCGGACGAGCAGAAGAAGAUCGUGUGGACAGAGCAGAGCCCCCGCUGAUGCCCGUGGAGGGGCAGGGGGGCCUC